UGUUACUCAUACCAAUAGGGAGAGGGUUUUGGUGAACUCAAAUGCCCGAUUUGGGGCUUCGGAAAGUUGUGUGGCAGUUGUGUUCACAUUUGUACAGUGAAGCUGGUUAUUCAGUGAUUCAAAUUGCCAUUGCAUAUGUGCCAUACUAGUUGCAAAGCUGUCUUUUGAAUCACAAUUAUCUUAACAAUUUGCUUAAAGUCUUAGGUUUUAACCCCGCAUAUAAACAAGAUGCCCAGAAGGCCUAGAAAGCACCGCCAGUUGAUGGGAACCCAACCUUUGACUUUCUCCCGAUUCUCUCGCUCAGUUGCUCAAGUUGCUUCUAUUUGUUCAGUCAGGUACCAAAUGCGCGAGUCCAAACUGUCCAGUCCUGAUCCUGAAGGUAUUAGAUUUUCUGGGAAUGAUUCGAAAGAGAAGAAUGAAGUAUCUGAGGAACUGGAUUCUGAAGGGGUUGUCCAAGCAGAUUUUGCCUUCUUUGACCCAAAACCUGAUGACUUUCACGGAGUGAAGAUUUUAUUGCAGACAUACCUGGAUGAUAAGCAAUGGGAUUUAAGUGGUUUUGUUGACUUGAUUUUGGAACAGACGACUGUGGGAACUGUUGUAAAGAUUGAGGAUGAUGAAGAUGAUGGACUUUUUUCUAUUAUCACUGCCCUGAACCUGGGAAGAUACAAGGGCCAUAAAUCCAUUAAAGAGCUCAAGGAGUUCCUCCUUAAAGCGUGUAAGCAGAAAGAUGUAAUGAAGAGCUUAAGGUCACUUUUGGAAGAGCAAGCGCAGAGUGUGGGCCUCUUGGUAUCUCAGCGAGUGGUGAAUCUUCCCCCCCAGCUUUUGCCACCACUUUACGAUGCCCUCUUUGAUGAAAUAUCAUGGGCUAUAGAGGAUGAGCCAACAAAAGAGCUCAGGAACUCCUUCUGUUUUAAGAACUACCUAAUUGCCACUAAAAUUUACAGGCACAAUAAUGCGGACCAGAAAAAGUGGCAAAACAGCCACAGUGAUGAGGCAAUAAUAUACAUUAAGCCAGAAGAUGAAAUUUUUCACCAGCUCUGCUUGUGGUCCUUCAUGUUUCCUUUGCGGACUCAGCAAGUUGCUGCACAAGAGCUAAGGAAUUAUCAGUCAAUGGGAUUAGUCAUGGCUGUCGAGGCAGAAAAAAUUCCUACAUUUCAAAAGCAGUUGCACUCCUUUAUUCAUGAAUUGUGAGUUUUACGGGAGGUGCAUCAGUUUUCGGUUUGACUAGCAUCUCUGUUUUUUUCAACGAUUCCAUGAAAGCAUUCUGAUGCGGAAAGGUCGACUCUUUUCAUGCACCAGUGAGUUUAGUUUGUGUUUGGUGGAUAACAACUUAUCAGGUGUCUGUAAUUCUGUAUUCUUCCUAUUCCGUUUUAUUUAUGUUUGUGGAUUCCCUUUAGCCACUAGUUUUGCGCAUUUUUAUGCUUCUUAGCUUUGUCCUUGUGACCAUGGUUUAAGUUUGGUUAACGUAGUAUCGUCUGGUCUAGUUGAUAAGUUGUAUCAAUUGCAAUUGUUCUCUUUUGUUUCAUUUGCUGAA
Messenger RNA from Tripterygium wilfordii, 1534 nucleotides. Its product is annotated as protein BCCIP homolog. Gene Ontology annotation, cellular component: nucleus. The record is from RefSeq and is a predicted model, not a curated record. Bases 229 to 1191 code for a protein of 320 amino acids. NCBI's taxonomy places the organism in Eukaryota, Viridiplantae, Streptophyta, Magnoliopsida, Celastrales, Celastraceae. The transcript has 9 exons.